This is a messenger RNA of Synchiropus splendidus (mandarinfish), 4172 nucleotides long. It is a transcript of the gene mau2, whose product is annotated as MAU2 sister chromatid cohesion factor. Gene Ontology annotation, biological process: maintenance of mitotic sister chromatid cohesion; mitotic sister chromatid cohesion. The transcript has 19 exons. Gene Ontology annotation, cellular component: SMC loading complex; chromatin. Gene Ontology annotation, molecular function: double-stranded DNA binding; protein binding. Lineage: Eukaryota; Metazoa; Chordata; Actinopteri; Syngnathiformes; Callionymidae. The record is from RefSeq and is a predicted model, not a curated record. The coding region runs from base 1225 to 3084 and encodes 619 amino acids.
GGUGUUCAGUCGUCGAUGUGCUCCAAGACUGGGUUCACAUGCUUCCUCUCAUGGGCUGUUAUUUUCUGGCUGCUCUGUUUUGCAUUAAGCAUGAGUUGUUGUGAAACGCCGAUCCCACACGCCUCGCUGCUGACCAGUGUGACAGUAAAAGACAGGUGGUGUCAGCGUGAUUAUUAAUAGACGAAGGACUUCUUGUCGGUGCGGCUGCAGCACGGUUCUUCACGCAAGACGAUAUGUGGUUUUAAAGGUCGAUGAAAACUAGGACAGCCUCUGCAAAUGUUUUGGACUACAUUUCCCUCCGUGUCGUUCCACCAAGUUAUCGCGAGAACAUUGAGACUUGCGUUGCCAGAUUUUACUAGGACAUCCGCAGAAACAUCCUCAACUUUUAUACUUUCCCACGUUUUCAUGCUGCCGUGUAUUUGUAUUUGUAUCUGUAACGAGAAAACGGAUCUGUGAGCCAUUUAUUAUCUAAGCUAAAAUCAAAAUUGAGGAAAAAUACAUAGCACCUAUCAUAUGAGUGAGUAUGGUUUUCUUUUUAAGGUUAAAGUUUUAAGGUUAAAUAUUUGUUAUUUUUGGCAUUUUUUUUUCUUUGCUGUAAUUCACAUGAUUUGUUGGAAUCAACUGAUCCACAUUCCUUUUACAAUCUCUUGCAUCCACAAAUCAUAGACAGACAGAUCAUUCAAUGUAAUUACAAAGUAUAGAUGAGUUAUUAAAAUCAUUAAAAUCAUUGUUUGUGAAGUCACAAUCAAAACAAGUUUACUGUUGAAAUAGAUUUGAAAUAGGUUUGUAAAAUACGACACACUUUCAAGACCACAAUACAGACUUAUAUUAUUAUUAUUAUUAUUAUUAUUGUUGUUGUUGUUGUGUGGUAGAGAAAUGAAUGUCAGUUGAAGCAAGACCGAGUGCAUGUCGGUGUUAUUAUAGUAACAAUAAUAAUAAUAUCAUUGUUAUUAUUAUCAUUAAUAGCAGUAAGAGUAGUAGUAGCAGCAGCAGUUGGAGUAGUAAUGGUACGGUUGCGUGGGUUAUCAUAAUCCAAAUAAUGGCUUUGAAGGGUUGUUUUUAAAUCUUACAUUAUUGAAAAUGUGACAGAUACCAGAAGGACUAUGAAUAGCGACAAACUAGAGAAAAGGUCAACUAAAUAGGUGGAUCCCGGUUAUUCGUUGCCCAACCUGGCAACCCGGUACUGAGGCCACAGCGCUGAAAAACUUGUUGUUGUUGGUGAAAAUGGCGUCUAACGUAGAGGCCCCGGAGCGCUGGUACCUCGCCCUACUCGGCUUUGCGGAACAUUUUCGGACCUCUAGUCCUCCCAAAAUUCGACUGUGCGUACAUUGCUUGCAGGCAGUAUUUCAGUUUAAGCCACCGCAAAGGAUUGAAGCCAGGACGCAUCUUCAACUAGGCUCUGUUCUCUACCACCACACCAAGAACAGCGAGCUGGCCCGCAGCCACCUGGAGAAAGCGUGGUAUAUAUCUCAACAAGUACCACAGUUCGAAGAUGUCAAAUUUGAGGCUGCGAGCAUUCUGUCGGAGCUUUUUUGUCAACAGAAUUUGGUUGACUCUGCAAAGCCCCUACUCCGGAAAGCCAUUCAGAUUUCUCAACAAACACCAUACUGGCACUGCCGAUUGUUGUUCCAGUUGGCGCAACUUCAUACGUUGGAGAAAGACUUAGUGUCUGCAUGUGAUCUGCUUGGUGUUGGUGCAGAGUAUGCCCGAGUAGUGGGCUCAGAAUACACCCGAAAACAGGAGAAAGUUUCUACAGAGAGUUUUCAGUAUAUUUUACCUUCUCCUGAUUAUGUACAGGCAUUGUUUCUCCUUAGUAAAGGAAUGUUGCUGCUAAUGGAGCGGAAGCUUGCAGAAGUGCAUCCUCUGCUUACACUCUGUGGGACAAUUGUUGAAAACUGGCAAGGAAACCCCAUUCAGAAGGAGUCCCUGAGGGUCUUCUUUCUGGUCCUACAGGUCACCCAUUACCUGGAUGCGGGACAGGUGAAAAGUGUUAAACCAUGCUUGAAGCAGUUACAGCAGUGCAUUCAGACUAUCUCAACGCUUCAUGAUGAUGAGAUUCUACCCAGUAACCCAGCAGACCUUUUUCACUGGCUUCCUAAGGAGCACAUGUGUGUUCUCGUAUACCUGGUGACAGUGAUGCACUCCAUGCAAGCAGGAUAUCUGGAAAAGGCCCAGAAGUACACAGACAAGGCUCUAAUGCAGUUAGAGAAACUUAAAAUGUUGGACUGCAGCCCCAUCCUCUCCACCUUUCAAGUCAUUCUGCUGGAGCACAUCAUCAUGUGUCGACUUGUCACAGGCCACAAGGCCACAGCAUUACAAGAAAUCUCUCAGGUGUGUCAGCUGUGCCAACAGUCGCCAAGAUUAUUCACCAACCAUGCUGCGCAGCUUCACACUCUACUGGGUCUUUACUGCAUCUCGGUCAACUGCAUGGACAAUGCCGAGGCGCAGUUCACCACAGCUUUAAGGCUCACCACGCACCAGGAACUGUGGACUUAUAUUGUCACUAACUUGGCCAGUGUCUACAUUCGGGAAGGAAACCGACAUCAAGAGUUGUACAGUCUCCUGGAAAGAAUAAAUCCAGAUCACAACUUCCCAGUCAGCUCUCAUUGCCUACGAGCUGCUGCGUUUUACAUCAGAGGACUGCUGUCCUUCUUUCAGGGACGAUACAGUGAGGCCAAACGUUUCCUUAGAGAAACCCUGAAGAUGUCGAAUGCAGAGGAUUUGAACAGGCUGACGGCCUGCUCAUUGGUUCUGCUGGGCCAUAUCUUCUACGUACUUGGCAACCACAGAGAAAGUAAUAACAUGGUUGUACCCGCCAUGCAACUCGCCAGUAAGAUUCCUGACAUGUCCGUGCAGCUCUGGUCUUCAGCCUUGUUGAAAGAUUUGAACAAGGCACUUGGGAAUACAAUGGAUGCCCAUGAAGCUGCCCAGAUGCACCAGAACUUCUCCCAGCAGCUGCUCCAAGACCACAUUGCUGCCUGCAGCCUGCCUGAGCAUAACCUCAUCAGUUGGACGGAUGGACCUCCUCCUGUCCAGAUCCAGGCUCAGAAUGGACCAACCACCAGUCUUGCAAGUCUGCUAUGAGGAACUUCAGUGUUUCCUUCUUGACUGUCACUGGUACAUUAUCACUUGCAACACGUGAAUGCCCAACGUUCCUCAGAUUUAUGUUCAUUCUCCCUCCAAACGGCUCCCUGGUUUUAUUUUAACCAUCACACCAAUCUAAUUGUUAUUUAACAGAUAUUUUUGUCAUGUAACUCACUCUUGGAUGACAACGCUGCAUGUAGAGGAGGUCAGGUUUUUGCUCUUCAAUGUGGGAGUGAAGGACACACCUCACGGUCCACUGGACCAUGUUCGAACAAGAGACAAAAGAUAGGCUGGCAGUCAAAGUGUAGAAGAAAUUAAUUUAUUCAUGUUGAUAUUUUUGUAACUUUUGUUAAAUAUUUUUAUCUUGCCUUUUUUCUAAGGUUGCUUUGUUUUAAUGCAUGGAAGUUACUGAUUGGACCCCCCCACCCUCCUGGUUACUUCAACUAAUUUCAUCAAUCAUUUGCACAAUUUCCAUCUGAAACCUCAUGAUAUGUUUUGACAAAAAUAACCCUUUAGAGCAUCUCAUGUCACACAUUGAAAGUAAAUAAUUAACAUGAGCUCGAUGACUAAGAAGGACGGCCAUCUGUUGUGUCGAGGCUCUGUGUGGGCCUCAAGUCCACAUGCCAUUGAGCUUUGUUUAUACAUUAUCAUUUUUUCUAAUGCGGUUUUCAGGGAUACCACCUGUCCUUUCAAGAUGCAUCUCUGUCCUUUAUUAAGUCCCAUGAUAUAUCCUAUUUACUCCUUUUGCCAGCUCUUGUUUUAGGUUGGAGACUUCCCAAUAAUCUGAUUUAAGUUCUGAUUUUAUUUCUGUGUCAAUUUGUCCGAAAGGUAUGACUAAAAUGUUUUCUUCACAGUAUCUUUGUAUAGAUUUGCCACUCAUUGAACCUUUAUUGUACAGUGACAUUUUAUAGAGUCAAUUUAGUAAAGUGUCAUAUGUAUUUUAGCUAUCUUGUGUAGAAAAUCUCAUCACUCAGUAUUUAAGACUCUCUGUACGGACACAGUUUAAUCUUGAGUACUCUAGUCAUAUUCUGCCCAAUGCAUAUGUUUUUAUUGCUUACAUUGUUUCGAUAGUUUUCCAAUAAAAUAAU